This is a messenger RNA of Trichogramma pretiosum, 2532 nucleotides long. RefSeq names its product ankyrin-3-like. Bases 1 to 2532 code for a protein of 843 amino acids. NCBI's taxonomy places the organism in Eukaryota, Metazoa, Arthropoda, Insecta, Hymenoptera, Trichogrammatidae. The record is from RefSeq and is a predicted model, not a curated record. Gene Ontology annotation, molecular function: protein binding. The transcript has a single exon.
AUGAACAUCUACAACAACGUGGACAACCAUCUGAACAAACAAAACUUGGAUAGAUUAAGGGAUAUGCGUGAAAAAUUCAAUUACGAGAUUGAAGAAGAUCAACAUGAAUUUCUCGGUCAACUUUACUGCUUAUUUAACGAUUGGGAGGGCCAAUAUCCAGAUUUUCAAGACAUUUUUGAGCCCGAAGAAGUCGACUGGCUUCUCGCGAAAUCUAUUAGUUUCCGUGACGAAGAGGGGCACAAUCGUCCAGGAGAACUAUUCAUUAAAUUCGUGGCUAACAGCGGCUACAAAUACCAGCCUAAAAUUGAGCAAGACGGUAAGCCACUUGAGCGUCGAACUACGGCAGUGCAUCAUGCGGCUAGGAGCGGAUUUCUUAAUAAGGACAUCAUGGUCCGUGAGCUUUUUAAAAUUUACAAUGAUUUCGAUGUUAAUUACACCGACUCGUCUGGCCUGACUCAUUUCCAUGUGGCCUGUGCUAUCGGCUGCGAUUACGUCGUCAAGAAAUUUCUCGAGCUCGGCCAGGAUCCCAAUCUGCUUGUGCAUGAGACAGGCUAUUCUGCGCUACACUUGGCUUUGGAAAAAGGACACAAAGAAGUAGUACGGUCGCUGCUGAGAAAUAACGCUGACCCUAAUUUGACCAAUCCAGAGGGAUCGACUGCUUUGCACCUAAUAUGCAAGAUGGAUCGUCCUAAGGCCUUAAUGAGGCUGCUGUUCGAGAUCAGCGAUGAAAAAAGUCAACCGUUGCCGCUCGACGCCCGGGACAAGGAGGGUAAAACGGCGCUGCACUUGGCUCUGGAGAAAGGACACAGGAAAGUUGUACAGCUGCUGCUUGAAAGAGACGCCGACCCUAACUUGGCCCAUCCAGAGGGAUCGACUGCUUUGCACCUAAUAUGCAAGAUGAAUCGUCCUAUUGCCUUAAUGAAAUUGCUGUUCGAGAUCAGCGACAAAAAAAAUCAACCAUUGCCGCUCGACGCCCAAGACAAGAAGGGUAAGACGGCACUGCAUUGGGCUCUGAAGGACAAUAUACGUACGGAUGUCGCCGAAUGGUUGCUGAGAAAAGGCGCCGAUUCGAACUUGGCCGACAAAGAGGGAUCGACAGCUCUGCAUAUCAUUUGCAAGAUGAUCGGAUUCAAUUACUUGGCGAAUCUGCUGUUCCAGAUCAGCGACGAAAAACAUCGACAUGUGCUAGUCGAUGCACAGGACAAUGAGGGUAACACGCCAUUGCACUUGGCUUUGUGCCAUGUCAACGAGGAAGUGGCACGAUUGCUGCUGAGAAGAGGUGCCAAUCCAACAUUAGCCAAUAAGGAUGGAAAUAUACCCCUGCACAUGGGUAUUUGGUAUUACGACGUUGAAUCGCUCAGGAUGUUAUUCGAGCUUAGCAACGCCAAAUACCAUUCGGGACAGUUAAACGCCAAGGACAAACAGGGUAUGACACCGUUGCACCUGGCUCUGAAACUCAAGAAAAAAUUAGUGUCCGAAUUUCUGCUGAGGCAAGGUGCGGAUCCACAUUUGACUGACGAUGUAGGAAAUACUGCUUUGCACGUGAUGUCUUUUGAAACCCACAACAAAGAUUUGGUGGAGAUGUUCUUCAAGGUUAACGACGAGUUAAAUCAGCAGUUGCAGAUCGAUGCCAGAGACUCGUACGGUACGACACCGCUGAGCUUGGCUCUUUUGUGGAGCAACAAGAAGAUGAUCGAGCAGCUGAUGAGACGCGGCGCCGACCCGAAUCUGGCCAAGGUAGAUGAUGAAUCGACGCCGCUGCACUUCAUCUGCUCGAUGUCCUCCGAAAAAUACUUGGCGGGGGUAGUCUUAAAGAUAAUAAACGAAGAUAGUCAUCAAACAGUGUCGAUCAACAUGAGGGACAGGACCGGUCAAACGCCACUCGAAUGGGUCGUGGCGAGAUUAUCGCCGAAUACCGUCGAUGUACUGUUGGAUCACGGCGCCGACUUGUCUAACUUCGUUUUCCCAAGCGAGAGAAGAUUCAACCUCGGCGUUGAAUCGAACGACGGCAUAAACAUAAAAGUAACGUCUGGCAUUUUGGCCGUCGUCGAGCGCCUCGAGACUAGAGGAUACGAGCUUAGCCGAACGGACGCCCUGACGAUCAUGAAUCUGUUUGCCAAGCACAAAUUGUUCGUCAAGUCGGCGGAUCUUGAAGUUCUCAAUUGGCAGGACCACGAGGAGGUCACGAUCUUCGCGAAAGAGACGAUGAUAAGUCCGAGUCUGUCGCUCUACGACCUGCUCCAGUUGCGACCUAAGGAGGUGGCAAAACGAUUCACCUGCAAGGAAUUCUUCGAGUUCGCCCGUAGCAAGAAAAAAUUGUCGACGCUCCGCAAAAAAGGGUUUGAGGCGUGUGUCGUCGCGCAUCUGUGCGAGAAAUUAUCCAGAAGAUUUUUCCAGAGCUGGACGUUGUAUCCCUUCUGGGAUCUGAUACAUAAGCGGCUGCCGCUCGAGUGCUGUGACAUGGUCCUCGACAAUCUAACGAACGAAGACUUGUAUCACAUUUUCUUGACAGCUGGCGAGCAAAGCUCGUGA